AGAGAGAGAGAGAGAGAGCGCUGUGUGGGUCGCAGAUGACAUGCAGAAGAAAGUGUGUGGGCGGAUGAGGAAGUUCAGAGCACGGAUUGAUGGUCACACACCUAUACUGUACUGGCACUUUCUCGCAGCAGCACAACGCCGGGAUUUCCAUCCACAUAUUCCUGUGAUCCGGAGGGGGAGAUCCACGCAUGGGAAAAUGACAAUCAAGUUUGUGGUCAUCCACUUCAUACUUCUCGUUCAAUGUGCUCGUUCUGAUCUACUGGAAUAUGGCGCCGACGACGAAGAUCCCAACGACACCACUGUCAAUCAGAUGCUGGUCCCCAGGUCACAUCAGGAGGAAGCCACGCGAAUACUGAACAGUUUGCUCGAGGAAUACGACAAGACCCUGCGGCCGGACAUCGGAGUGAAACCCACAGUCAUCGAUGUGGGCAUAUAUGUCAACAGCAUCGGGCCUGUGUCCUCCAUCGAUAUGGAGUACCAGAUCGAUAUUAUCUUCGCCCAGACCUGGGUGGACACCCGUCUGCGCUUUAACAGCAGCAGCAGUAGGCGACUAACCCUCAACAGCAAUAUGGUCGGCUUGAUCUGGCUGCCCGACACCAUCUUUAGGAAUUCCAAGAACGCCGACUCCCACUGGAUCACCACGCCCAACCAGUUGCUCCGGAUCUGGAACAAUGGAAAAGUGCUCUACACGCUGAGGAUGACCAUCAACGCAGAAUGCCAGCUGCAACUCCAUAAUUUCCCAAUGGACGAACACUCCUGUCCCCUCGUCUUCUCCAGCUACGGCUACCCUCGAGACGAGAUCGUCUACAAGUGGAGCCGGAACUCGGUGGAGACUUCGGACCAGAAGUACUGGAGGCUUUACCAGUUUGACUUCAUGGGGCUCCGAAACACAACAGAUGUGCUCACGACAACAGCAGGUGAAUACGUGGUGAUGAGCGUGUACUUUGACCUCAGCAGACGAAUGGGCUACUUCACCAUCCAGACCUACAUCCCCUGUAUCCUGACUGUGGUCCUCUCCUGGGUCUCCUUCUGGAUCAAGAGCGACGCCACGCCCGCACGGACAGCCUUAGGUAUCACCACAGUACUGACCAUGACCACGCUGAGCACAGUAGCCAGGAACUCACUACCUAGAGUGUCCUACGUGACGGCCAUGGACUUGUUUGUCACCGUCUGCUUCCUGUUCGUCUUUGCUGCCAUGAUCGAGUACGCCAUGCUCAACUACUACUCCUACAGCAUCCGCAGACCCCCUGCCAAGAUGCAGAGACUGGCCUACUCAUCUUUUAACGUGGGUCCGCCCCCUCGGCCCAUGAUGCCCGUUGGAAACUCGCUGUUCUGGCAGGACUACGACGACAACUGCCUGUACGAGUGCCUGGACGGGAAGGACUGCAAGAGUUUCUUCUGCUGCUACGAGGAGUGUAAAGAAGGUGGCUGGCGGAAAGGACGCAUCCACGUCAACAUCGGCGAGCUGGAUGCCUACUCGCGGGUUUUCUUCCCCACCUCCUUCUUGCUCUUCAACAUUGUCUACUGGGUCAGCUACCUCUACCUCUAGAACAACGAGCCGCCGGCGUUAUCUCAACAGACAGGUCCCGUUUACGACUCUCUGGGAAACCUCACAACAGACCCAUGGGACUUAAGAGGCGUUCGGGGACGGGGGUUGCGACGUUGGUUCGAUAAGAUGGCCAAGCACCCAUUUAGUGCCUUCUUUAGAAAGGGUGCGGCACCGAGAGACCCGGCUUCAGAGUUCCCUGCGUUAUCUUUAUUACCUCAUCCGCCACAUGCAGAACCCCAUUGGAGACAUUCAAAACUAACACACGUCAUUUAUUUUGUAGCACUUUACUUUUAGUUGUACUCUAGAUUUACUUCUACUUGGAAAUAAUGACACAAUUUCUUGUAUCUUAACACCGCAGGUCAAGCAGCUCACCCAUCCGCUGUUAGUUGUUGAACGUGGUUUGUCGGCUUUCAGCGAGUGUUUGUUCGGGACUUUUCACGAACGAGCGAUGCAGUUUACAGUAAAUGCCAAGAAGAUUUGGGUAUUUUAUAACAAAUACUAGGUUACAAAAAAAAAGUUUAAGGACUGCAUAAAGACAUACCAAUCUUAUACUAAACAUGCUAAUCUCAUCCAUAUUCUGUGUAAAUAGAUUAGGGGAGAGCGGAGCUGGCUUCCUCCUGGCAACAGCUACAUGAAAAAAUUCCUACAUGUUACAUCCUUUUCAUCCUUAUUCGUACAGAAUUCUACCGACCGCAAAUAAAUUGUUCUCUGAAAUAAGUGUAAACUGCAUAUUGGCACGGAAUGAGCUGUAGAACUCACAUGCAAACACAAACUGUACAUGUGGUAUUUAUUUUGCUUUAGUCAUUGCCCCAAAAGUCGAGCUUGAGUGCAUAAAAUUGUCCUGAUGAACGCUUCAAUAUCUCUCAUGUCGUGUCACACGCAGGACCUAAAGGCUGCUCGUGCUCCGCUGGAAAUGAUCACAGGUGCUGUAAAAUAGGGUUUAUGCUAUUCUGUACACACAGGGCUGUUGGAAAUGGAAGCUCUAGAUAACGACGCCGCGAUGGACGGCAGCAUUUGAAGCGUUACGGAUUUGUUUACUGUUCUGUGGUGUUUUGGCUUCUUAGAACAAUCAAGCCCCUUGUCCCUUCUCCUCCCCUCCUUCCUACCCAAACACACACCUUCCCCCCCAUAUUUGUAUGUUCAGAGAAAAGCUUUUAUGUAAAAGUAUCUGAUUAAUGUUUCUAUUUUCAUACAGUUCUAUAUGGAAUGUAAGUUAGGCCAGUAGUCCGUCUGGUUCCAGUUCAGUCAGUUCAUGUGGCCUAAAUGAGCUUAUUCCUGCGGGUCCUACAUAUUCAUGAGGCCUCCAGACGUUUGUAAUUACCAUUCAGACCAUCUCAAGUGAUGCUGCAGAGACAGCUGAGAGGCUGUCACCCUGCGCACACAUAUUUACUCUGCUGAUGUAUCACAUUAGCCCCUAAGAGACAAUGACAUUUCUACCCAUAUCUACCAAGAACUGACUGAAUUGCCAGACUUGGCCCUCACCGCAGUAAACCCUCCUCACCUCUGAUAUUUCUACUACACUUUAUAAGUGUCUUUGUCGUUAGGAGCCAAAUCACAUUUUUCUACGUCCUAUUGGAAGUCACCUAUGCGUUUUCAGCUGACUGGGACCUGUAUUUAUAAAGCCUAUUUGGCAUCAGAGUACUAACCAUCAGCGCUGGUGAGCAUAAUGAACUCUGCUCACGAGCCUCUCCCUGAGACCUCAUCACCCCAAUUAAAGCUUUUGUAGUUCCUCUGAAAAGCUGCGCAUCACUCUCACUGUCACGAAAACAUGCAUCGCUCCAGCUUCAUCCUACAAACCAAUUUUGUUUUGUCAGUGAGGUCUCUGGGGAGAGAAGGGGGGGGGGGGGGGGGGGUACAAACGGAAAUACAGUCUGACUUUGGAUCACUCUUGGGGGGAAUAUUUUAUGAAAAAAGGAGGUACAGUGAAAAUAGUUUUUUCUAGUGCGUGGUACAUUGCUUAUAUUAAUAAAUAACGUUUUGGUCAAGUGCUACUGUGAAGUCUUUUUCUGAGAGACACUAUUAUUCAAUUGGAAAUCCCUCAAAACAUCCUGUUUUGGGACUGGAACCCAGUGAAUCAUCAUUAACUUGGACAGGACUUCUGAAUAAAAAUAAAAAUAAAUACUUAUAUGGAUAAUAUGAUUACAUACUACAAUACUUACAUACUGAGUGCUCGAUGCUUCAUGCUGGUCUGAUCUAUACCGAGUUGAUUAUUAGAAACAUCCCUUCACAUCAACAAUCGUGUAGACAUGCAUGUGAAACGUGAGCCACAUAGGAAGCUCAUUCGCAUGUAUACUGAUCUGGAUUACUGCAGCGUCACCGCUUGCAAAAAAAAUGCAUGAAACUGAUUUUGAUCAGUCAAGUAUAUUUUGUGAGCCCAAAUUUCCCUCAAAGAGCUUUACAAAAACAACACUCUCUACCCGUAAACCCUCCAAGAUCCUUCACACCACACAACACAUAAAAAAGAUGCCGUUCACAAACGUAUCCCUGAGAGCUGUGCAGUUUCUGCAACACCGUCUAUCCUUAGACUCCUGAUCUGAAUACAGACAAACACCACUAAAAUAACUUCAGACAACGGAGGAGGGAUCCCUGUUCUGGGACCAGUGGUGCAAGACGUCCUUGGAUAUUUUACUUAAAAGAGACAAUCUGGAAGAGAUCAUUUCUGUUUAGGAGAUAACACAUCGGAGAUCGAGCCUGUGGCCCAGCGAUGGAAGACAUAUUUAGACUUCCAGACUGAGGGUCUUUGGCAAGCUUAUCAGAAGAGAAAAACCUUCUUACGUCUUAAGGACAGAUCCCGUAGUGUGAAAAUAGUCUGUGAAAAGUUAAAGUUCUGCAUUCAAGGUUUCCAUGGAGAUCUGAGUCCAAAACAUAAACAAAAGAAAUAGCUGUAAUUCUGAUCGGCCAGUUGGCAACAACAGAGUGUCUUUCAAAUGUCCUCAAGCAGUGCGCCCGCCUAACAACAAUCACACCGCUAAUAUCCAGCGCCGGAUGCACGAGUGCGUUGCGACAGCCAACCGUUGAACGCAAUAAAUAUAUUUUCAAUGAAUGAUAUAUUUCUAUCUUUAUUCCACAGGUGUGGAAUGCCCUUUAAUAUAUCAUAUUUGCGUUUGGGUUUAACACGGCCGAUAAUAGGGAGCGUUCAGGUGUUCUGAUGCUUCCUCAGGCGGCGCCCUGAGUCGGGAAAUGGCGUUCUGUGAAAAGCUGAUGGCGUUACUAAAUAAAUCCUCCCGUGUCUCAGACAGGCAAGCUGGAUUUCUGAUGGGUUCUCGGAAUAGGGCCUCAUCAUUUUCCAAGUUCAAGGACGUUCAAGGCCGUUAUAUUUGAGUAACGUCCAGAGUAUUCUAUCACAUCUGGCGGGUGAGCGUCAUGUUUCUGAUAUUUUGCCUGGCGCUGACUUUGAUUUGGCUCCUGAUAACUUCUGCAUCUGGUGCCUGGUGCUGAGGGGACUUUAUAGCCUUUUCCUUUCUCUUUCUCUUUUCUUAUACCACCAGUAUUAUGAAUAGCACUAAACCCAUUUUUUUCACAAUCUGUAAUUUGCUCAAUUGAUUUAAAUGUAUUCUUUAGACACUCUGCUCCUGAACUGCAAAUGACUCUGUAGUUUCUAGGAGACGGGGUGCAAGUAGGACAACUCCAAUGAGGAGCAGGCCAGUCAGUCCAAGAAGUGUGCAGUAAAGUGUGCAAACAAAGGCCAGAGGCCGGCAAAUAGCUUGUAACUUCUAAAACAGAAUACAUACAUGUGUGUGUCCAUACUAACUUUCAUCAACUCUCAUAAUUUCCCACUGAUUUGUCCUAAUUUUGUAUUGAAGGGUUAAGGGAUCUUAACUUGGAAUAGAAAUGGAAACUGAACAAAAUGGAUAUGCUUAAACCAUUAUUUAAAUGUUGCCUUUCUGUUAUGGAGCAAAACGGAAACAGUGUCUGACUUUAAUGGUUAUCAAGGCCUUAUCAUUGCACUUCAUUGGUUUCUGCUAAGGAAGCACAAAAAAUAGGAUAAGAGGAAAUUGGAUGAAAAGGGACUUCUGCAGUGUCACUAAAAAAUCCCUGCUAGCUGUGGAAGUUCACGACGGGGAGAUGUGAUACUUCCGCGUGAUAAUGGGAAAAAUUGGGCUGGGGAUUCUACUCUCCCUGCAGCAGGAACAGCAGGAUAACACUCAGGAAAACAUCUUGCAUUGUUGAGAUAAUGCUAUGAGUUGAUUAUAGGGAACACGCGGAGUCUAGCAGUCAGUAAAAACCAGCUGCGUCAUUUUACAUUCAGAAACAUAGUCUGGAUCGGUUUUUAGGAUCCAGGUGGUUUAUGAUAAAAAGGGGUGAAUAACAACACCGUGCUAUCAACCUGCGGUGUGUACAAGGGUUAAACCAUUACAGUCAUGCAACGCCGAGUUGUGGUCGAGCCUUUAUCAGUGGCGAGAUAUUCAUCACCACGGCAACUAGGAGCACUGUACUGUGGGAACUUCAGUAAGACAGUCAUCAGAACAAUUUGUAAUCUGCAUUUAAAUCGAUUGGAUUGGACUGUACACACAUAUAUAUAUAUAUAAUGACAGUUACUUGUUAUACAGUCACACUAACGGUUCUGUGGGGAAGGGCGUUGACAUUUGACUGUUUAGACUUUUCUGCAUGUUGAAGCCAUAUUUUUUUUAAAUGUGCAGGGACAAUUAAGGCAACUGAGGUCACGUCUUCUGCACCUUCUGCAAAUGUUCAGUUACAUUCUACAAUGAACAAGAGUAACACACGGAUAGAUGCAUGUUUUAGAAUUUACAGAGCUGAAAUAUCCAAUCACUGGAGUUAUUCCUUUCCUACAGCUGAUGGAACACCUAGCUUUAGCUAUUUAUUAGUUACAAGUUGCUCCUUUUAAUUACUUAUAUCUGUGUAAAUGCAAUGUGUUGCACACUGUUGCAGUACAGGGUGGAGCCAGCAGCCACUAACCAACCACAGUUAUGUUAUAGCCCUAUUCCAAAAUAGAUUAAAUUAAUUUUUUCCUCAAAACUCCCCAUGCACAACACCCCAUAAUGACAAAGUGAAAAAGGGUUGGGUCUGGUCGGGUUGAACUCUUUGGCCUGAAUGCCAAGCUUCAUGUCUGAAGGAAAACAGGCACCUGGCCAAAACCACCCCUACAGUGAAGCAUGGUGGUGGCAGCAUCAUGCUGUGGGGAUGUUUUUCAGCGGGAGGAACUGGGAGACUAGUCGGCAUCGAGGGAAAGAUGAAUGCAGCAACGUACAGAGACAUCCUCGAUGAAAACCUGCCACAACGCGCUGUGGCCCUCAGGCCGGGGCGACGGUUCAUCUUCCAACUGGACAACGACCCGAAGCACACAGCCAGGACAACAAAGGAGUGGCUUCGGGACAACUCGUUAAUGUCCUCCAGUGGCCCGGCCAGAGCCAUGACUGGAAUCCGACUGAACAUCUCUGGAGCCAUCUGACAGUGUCUGUGCACCGACGCCCCCCAAUCCGACCUGAUGGGACCUGAGAGGUUCUGCAAAGGAGAAUGGGAGAAAACCUCCCGAAAAUAGGUGUGCCAAGCUUACAGCACCGUACUCAUGAGGGUUUGAGGCUGUACUUGCGGCCAAAGGUGCUUCAACAAAGUAUUGAGCAAAGGCUGAGAAGGCUUUUCAUUGUUUCAAACUUUUGAUCAAGCUUGUUUCACUUUGUCUUUAUGGGGUGUUGUGUGUGGAAAAAAAUGAAUUUAAUCUAUUUUUUGAAUGAAGCUGUAACAUAAAGCGCUGUGAAUGCUUUCUGGAUGCAGUGUAUGUACUUUAGAGCCCAAAGGAGAGGAAAACACAGCAAUUCAGAGACAAAAGGUUCAGCUGCUCUUCAAUAAACUCAUCUUGAACCAUA
Gasterosteus aculeatus aculeatus (three-spined stickleback) is the source of this 7374-nucleotide messenger RNA. RefSeq names its product gamma-aminobutyric acid receptor subunit gamma-3. Gene Ontology annotation, molecular function: GABA-A receptor activity; extracellular ligand-gated monoatomic ion channel activity. The record is from RefSeq and is a predicted model, not a curated record. Lineage: Eukaryota; Metazoa; Chordata; Actinopteri; Perciformes; Gasterosteidae. Gene Ontology annotation, biological process: monoatomic ion transmembrane transport; chloride transport; gamma-aminobutyric acid signaling pathway. Gene Ontology annotation, cellular component: membrane.